Messenger RNA from Hippopotamus amphibius kiboko, 6384 nucleotides. RefSeq names its product ankyrin repeat and IBR domain containing 1 (gene ANKIB1). The transcript is spliced from 21 exons. Bases 633 to 3950 code for a protein of 1105 amino acids. NCBI's taxonomy places the organism in Eukaryota, Metazoa, Chordata, Mammalia, Artiodactyla, Hippopotamidae. Gene Ontology annotation, cellular component: cytoplasm; ubiquitin ligase complex. The record is from RefSeq and is a predicted model, not a curated record. Gene Ontology annotation, biological process: positive regulation of proteasomal ubiquitin-dependent protein catabolic process; protein polyubiquitination; ubiquitin-dependent protein catabolic process. Gene Ontology annotation, molecular function: ubiquitin protein ligase activity; zinc ion binding; ubiquitin conjugating enzyme binding.
CCGCUUCUCGCUGGGGCUGCGGGGUGUCUGGGGCUGGUGGCGGGCGGCUCGGGGACAGGGGUGGUGGCGGCAGCGGACGCGCCAGCGGCUGAGCCGGAGACGGGGGAGGGGAGGAGGGCGGCCCGGGCUGCGCGCGGGUGCGCGCGCGUCAGGCUGGAGCAUGAGCCGGACUUGACCGCGAGGCGGAGGCAAGAGCCACCGCCCCCUCUUCCCCUCCCCCGUGUGAGGCGGCACGGAGGCUGGAGAGGCAUGGGGGGCGCCCGCCCUGUCUGAGUCUCGCCGCAGGCUCCUCUGGCUCUCGCAGCGUUCCCCGCGGGCCUCCAGUGCGCACCCUCGGCCCCAGCCGUCUCUGUCCGGCGGACGCACCCCGGCCGGCGAGCAGGGGGCGCACCCCGAGGAGGGGCGUCCGCCCGGGUGGGUGGGGCGCAGAGAGUACCUGAGGUCACCGGCUCACCGCGAGAGGCUGGGGCUGCCACUGUCGCGGCAGAACUGCACAGCUGCGGGGUCCACCCGACCCUUACCCUUAGCCCGCCAAGUAACCAAUGUGAACUAUGUUGCAGAAGCAUUCAAGAAGUGGCUGAAAGAAGAAGGAAAAAAGUGCCACUGCCUAUCAGAAAAAAACAAAACAAAACAUGGGAAAUACAACCACCAAAUUCCGUAAAGCACUCAUCAAUGGUGAUGAAAACCUGGCCUGCCAAAUAUAUGAAAACAACCCUCAGCUAAAAGAAUCCCUUGAUCCAAAUACAUCUUAUGGGGAGCCCUACCAGCACAAUACUCCAUUACACUAUGCUGCUAGACAUGGAAUGAAUAGAAUAUUAGGGACCUUUCUUUUUGGUAGAGAUGGAAAUCCAAAUAAACGGAAUGUGCACAAUGAAACAUCUAUGCAUUUGUUAUGUAUGGGACCUCAAAUUAUGAUAUCUGAAGGAGCCCUUCAUCCUCGCUUAGCACGCCCUGCAGAAGAUGAUUUUAGAAGAGCAGAUUGUCUGCAAAUGAUUUUAAGAUGGAAAGGAGCAAAACUUGACCAAGGCGAAUAUGAGAGAGCAGCUAUUGAUGCCGUUGAUAACAAAAAGAACACACCCCUGCACUAUGCUGCUGCCUCAGGGAUGAAAACCUGUGUAGAGCUUUUAGUAAAACAUGGAGGAGACUUGUUUGCUGAGAAUGAGAAUAAAGAUACUCCUUGUGAUUGUGCUGAAAAGCAACACCACAAAGAUUUGGCCCUCAAUCUGGAAAGUCAAAUGGUAUUCUCACGGGAUCCCGAAGCUGAAGAAAUAGAAGCUGAAUAUGCUGCAUUAGACAAACGAGAGCCAUAUGAAGGAUUAAGACCUCAGGAUCUUCGCAGAUUGAAAGAUAUGCUUAUUGUGGAAACAGCAGACAUGCUCCAGGCUCCACUAUUUACUGCUGAAGCUUUACUUCGAGCUCAUGACUGGGACAGGGAGAAAUUACUUGAAGCUUGGAUGUCCAACCCAGAGAACUGCUGCCAACGAUCAGGUGUUCAAAUGCCAACUCCACCACCAAGUGGGUAUAAUGCCUGGGACACACUCCCUUCUCCAAGAACUCCAAGGACUACACGCUCUUCUGUCACCUCUCCAGAUGAAAUAAGCUUAUCUCCUGGGGAUUUGGACACCAGUUUGUGUGACAUUUGUAUGUGCAGUAUUUCUGUAUUUGAAGACCCAGUGGAUAUGCCCUGUGGACAUGACUUUUGUAGAGGAUGUUGGGAGUCAUUUUUGAAUCUGAAAAUUCAAGAAGGUGAAGCUCACAACAUUUUCUGCCCUGCAUAUGAUUGCUUCCAACUUGUGCCUGUGGAUAUCAUAGAAAGCGUAGUUUCUAAGGAGAUGGACAAACGAUACCUACAGUUUGAUAUUAAGGCCUUUGUUGAAAAUAAUCCUGCCAUUAAAUGGUGUCCUACUCCAGGCUGUGAAAGAGCAGUCAGACUAACAAAACAAGGGUCCAACACAUCUGGUUCUGAUACACUCAGCUUCCCCUUGCUCCGAGCUCCUGCUGUGGACUGUGGAAAAGGACACCUCUUCUGCUGGGAGUGCCUUGGUGAAGCCCAUGAGCCUUGUGACUGCCAAACAUGGAAAAAUUGGCUACAAAAAAUAACUGAAAUGAAACCAGAAGAACUUGUGGGAGUUAGUGAAGCUUAUGAGGAUGCUGCCAAUUGUCUCUGGUUGUUAACUAACUCCAAGCCUUGUGCUAACUGUAAGUCUCCGAUACAGAAGAAUGAAGGAUGCAAUCACAUGCAGUGUGCUAAGUGCAAGUAUGACUUUUGCUGGAUUUGCCUAGAAGAAUGGAAAAAACAUAGUUCUUCCACAGGAGGUUAUUACAGAUGUACUCGCUAUGAAGUCAUUCAGCACGUGGAGGAACAAUCCAAGGAAAUGACUGUGGAGGCUGAGAAAAAACACAAACGAUUUCAGGAACUUGACAGAUUUAUGCACUAUUACACAAGAUUUAAAAAUCAUGAACAUAGCUAUCAGUUAGAACAACGCCUUCUAAAAACAGCCAAAGAAAAGAUGGAGCAAUUGAGUAGAGCUCUCAAAGAAACUGAAGGAGGCUGUCCAGAUACCACUUUCAUUGAAGAUGCAGUUCACGUGCUCUUAAAAACUCGACGAAUUCUCAAGUGUUCUUAUCCAUAUGGAUUUUUCUUAGAACCUAAAAGCACAAAGAAAGAAAUUUUUGAACUCAUGCAAACGGACCUAGAAAUGGUCACUGAGGACCUUGCCCAAAAAGUCAAUAGGCCUUACCUUCGCACACCCCGCCACAAGAUCAUCAAGGCGGCAUGCCUUGUACAGCAGAAGAGGCAAGAGUUCCUGGCAUCUGUAGCUCGGGGAGUUGCUCCUGCAGAUUCACCAGAAGCUCCAAGACGCAGCUUUGCUGGUGGAACAUGGGAUUGGGAAUAUUUAGGAUUUGCAUCACCUGAGCUGCUGAGGAUACUUGCAAUCACCUUGUGGCCUUUUGUAUUGGAAUAUGCUGAAUUUCAGUAUCGGAGGAGGCACAGACAACAGCGCCGUCGAGGAGACGUGCACAGUCUGCUUAGUAACCCUCCAGACCCUGAUGAGCCAAGUGAAAGCACUUUAGAUAUCCCAGAAGGUGGCGGUGGCCGCAGGCCUGGUGCCUCCGUGGUAAGUUCUGCAUCUAUGAGCGCGCUGCACAGCUCUUCCCUGCGCGACUAUACCCCUGCCAGUCGCUCUGAGAACCAAGACUCUCUUCAGGCUCUGAGUUCCUUGGAUGAAGAUGAUCCCAAUAUACUUCUUGCAAUACAGUUAUCUCUGCAAGAAUCUGGGCUGGCCAUCAAUGAAGAAAAUAGAGACUUUCUCAAUAAUGAAGCAUCCUUAGGAGCGAUCGGCACCUCUUUACCUUCCAGGCUGGACUCCGUCCCCAGGAACACAGAUAGUCCUCGGGCUGCGUUGAGCAGCUCUGAGCUGUUGGAACUUGGUGAUAGCCUCAUGAGACUAGGAGCAGAAAGUGACCCGUUUUCAACUGACACCCUGAGUUCACACCCUCUCAGUGAGGUGAGAAGUGAAUUCUGUCCCUCAUCCAGUGACCCUGACUCAGCUGGCCAAGACGCCAACAUCAGUGACAAUCUUCUUGGCAAUAUCAUGGCUUGGUUUCAUGACAUGAACCCUCAAAGUAUCGCCCUGAUUCCUCCAGCAGCUACAGAAAUCAGUGCAGAUUCCCAGCUCCCCUGUGUCAAAGAUGAGUCAGAAGGUGUGAGGGAUGUGGAACUGAUGCCACCAGAAGAUUCAGUGUUUGAAGAUCCUAUGGUCAGUGAAGAUAGAAGAACACAAAGAGAAGAUGAAAAUCCUUUGGAAGGAAAUAUUCAGGCUGGGGAAGCAGCAUCUCAAGCUGACGACGGUAGUAAUGAGGCAGCCAACAAGGGGGAUGGUUCUGAUGUUUCAAGUCAGACACCUCAAACCUCAAGUGACUGGCCUGAACAAGUACAUUUAGUGUGAACUGCACACCUCGGGGCUCUAAAUGAAUCACAGGUACAGAUGGUAUGCUAGUGGAGUAUGCUUUAUAGAGACUUGAUCCUCUUAAUUCCAACUAAUUAUAAACCACUGACAUUAGGAUUAAAUAUGAAGGAGUUCCCUUGAAUGGUAGCUUCAUUUCUGAUUUUAACCUUACAGGGUUUUCUUUUGUAUUUAAUUGGAUAGCUUUUCCCCUUUUUGCUGACGAACAGAAGAGCAGGAGAGAGAAACACAAAUGAAAUAAAUAGGUUAGAUCCUACAUUUUAAGAAAAUGCAGUCCUCUGUUUAGCCUAAGGUCAGCAAUACUUAAAUUGAACAUUUAAAUUAAAGGCUUACUCUCUAAUCUUUGGGUGGUUUUUCCUUUUUAAAAAAAUGAAAGUUUUCUUCAUUUUAGAAGUUAUUUUGGACAGAUGUAAUAACAUUUCAUUCCUUAGUCUCUGUGCUUUUCCAUAAUUUUCUUUGUUCCUUUUUAUCUGAGCAGUGUGAAUUUUAGGUAUCCAAGACUUCUCUUUAGUGCUGCAUUUACCAUAGUGUAAUCCAUGUUAAUUUUCACAUGAAUCAGAGGUCUCUUUUCAUGUCUAUUUACAGUCCAACUUGUGCCAAACUCUGACUAGUGCUCUAACAAGGUGUUCAGGUUGUGCAGUGUCCUAGAGGGCUCCAGAGCAGUCUUAGCCUUCUUGAAAGUAAAAGGUGCCACUUGGUAGCAAUGAUAUUCCAGAAUUUAAUGGGCUUUUUUGUUGCCAUGGAGACUGCAUUUACAUAAAUGUAGCCUGUAGCUUAAGUUAACUAAAUCUAAUGCUGCUGUUAAGAACAGUUUAUUUUAAUAUUAAAAUACAGUUGAUUAGCAACAGCGGUGCUGUAUUUUAAGAGACACUUUAUUGGAAGUGCAAUCAUAGUUCUUUGUUUUCACAAUUUUACAGUGCAUUCUAAUUACUAAUGGGUGCAAUUACUUUUAAUGGUAAGUGUUUUAUAAAAUAGAAAAAAAGUGGAGUUUUCAUGAGUUAUAGUAAAUCCCACAAUUAUUAAAAAAACUCAAUAAAACAUCCUGCGCAACAUGUUAACGUGCCUUUGCCUAACCUUAAUGGAUAGUUGCCAGUUAAGUAAGUAAGUAAUUCACAUUUCAGUGUCUCUUCUGAAGUAACUAUGCUGUAUGAAUUGCAAAGACCUCCAUAAAACCACCCAUGGCCUUGCCUUUACAGUAAAUAUAACAAUUAAAUGUUCAAUCAGUUUGUUUGCCUAAAUCGCAAAUGCUGACGUGUUUGUUCUAUUGCACAAUACUCAUUUGCUGUGUGAUUACUGUUUAGUGUUGAAAAAAAUCAACUUCCUAGUUAUCAGUGUCUUACUGUGAAGAAAAUACUGGUCUUAGUUGUAAUUAAGAUACAGUGGUACAGUGUGUAAUUAAAACUAGAAUAAACUGUUGGAAUGGCUGUUUUACUUACAUAUUAUCAAAACUAGCAUAACAUAAGCAGAAUAGAUAUGCAACACUCCAUUUAAUGUCUUGCCAGAUUCUUAUCAGAAAUCUACAGAUACCAAAAUUUCAGUACCAAGUUUGUACAGGCAAGUCCUGGGCUGGGUAAAAGGUUAUAUUAGUAUUGAUAUCCACAUGAGUUGUAAGUAUGGUUUUUGAUUACUUUUUUCCCCUAAACCCUGCUUUUGAAAUUUUCUUGUACUUUGAAUCGUAUGGCUCAGACAUUAUAUUAUUUAAUAUUCCCCUUUUCCCUUAGGAUAAACUGUUCAGGAUUGCUCCUGUGCCAUGGAUAUCAAAAGUCCACACUGGUUUAUAUUUCCCCAGUUAUUCAGAAAUAUUGAUACCAAUCCCUAUUAAAAUUAGUUGGGGAAAAUAUUACCUUAAUCUGCAGUGUAUUACUGUAUAUUAAACUGAAAUAGUCCAUUAAAGGAUUUUUUUACAAAUUUAUUUUGAAUUGAAAAUAUCAAUACCAAUCAGUUUUAGAUCAAGUUGUGAUUUUUUAAUGGAAAGAGUCUUUGUAUCACAUUGCGGCGCCUUGCAAAGCUGCAGUAAGGUGAGAAAGAGCGCCCUGUGUGCAGGCAGACAGUGUAGCCGUGGGUUCUGGUUCCUCUCACUUGUGCAGUACCCUGUGUUUCUGUGGUGUUCUCUCCUGAGCAUGACAACCAUCAGUAUCCAAUUUGUAUUUCCUUGGUACAUAUUUUAAAAACACAGUCAUUGACUUUACAAUUCAGAAAUAAAGUUUGGCAAAGCCUAUUUUGUAAACAAGUUAAUUUUAUAAUGUAAAAAAAAAAUUACUCUAACCUUGACUUGUUAUUUGCACUUUCAUAGUCUAUACUUGAUACAUUCCCACUUUAUAUACAGUAGGAUUCUACAAACGUGUAGAUGUUUGGCCAAAUGAAUGCUGUUAAUAAUAUGUAAAAUUCUUUGAUUAAACAUUUAUUACUUAAACUA